AUGGAGUAUAAUAAAUAUUAUGAAAACAGAAAAAUGGAAAAAUUCAUAAUCUCUAAAAACAAUUAUGAAAGCAAUGAUGAUAGGAAGAACUGUGCAGUAGAUUACCUGAACCCAGAAUUUCUGCAUGAUGAAUUGACGAGAUUAAAUAUAUUCACAAUUAUUAAAAAUGAAAUAAUAAACGUAUUAUCAGUUAUUAAAAAACAUGAAUAUAAUAAAAAUUUAGAUUCAAGUAUUGUAGACGCAUUAUUUAUCCUAUACAAUAGUAUCAGCAAUUUAAAUAACAAUUUAAAGGAAGAAAUAGAUAUACAAGAAUUUAAUAAUAAGUUAGAUAUAUAUCAUAUAGCUCCCUUUUUAAAUAUUAUAAGAAAUAAUAAUAUUUUUUACAAAAUAAAAUUAAACGCAUUGCAUUCGUUAGACCAUAUAUUAAAAUACAAUAGUAGCUAUUUCAAUGAAAAGACAUAUGAUGAAAAUUCUCGAAGAAAUCGUGAAUCAUUUAUAUACGUUUACAAUGAACAUGAAAUUAAGAAUAAUAAAAACGGAAAUUUAAAUAAAAAAGAGAUAAAUGAUUCGCAUGAGAACAAUUCUGUCAAAGUGAAUGAUGAAAAAAAUGACGAUAGCGAAGUGUUAUCAUCCAAGAUGAAUGAAAAAAUACCAAAAAAAAAAAAAUAUCAUUUCUUUUCAAAAAAUUAUAAGUUAUCCAAAAAAUUUCAUCUUAAAAAAGAAGAAAAUUCAGAUUUCUUAAUUAACAAAGGAAAUAAUAUUAUUAACAUUAGUAUAGAAACCUUGCUAUGUGCACCUAUUAACUACAACAAUGUUAAUCAUGAAGAAAUUAUAUUAUAUGACACCAUAAUUUUAUUUAAUAACAUUUUGUGCAAUGCCAUUAAAGUUGUUGACAGAAAAAAUAUUAUAAAGAUAAUUUGUUACAUUUUUAAAGUAUACAAGAAUAAUAAAUAUUCCUUGUUGUUUAAGGGAAAUUGUGAAGCCAUAAUAAAAAACAUUUUUUGCAUCGUAAUGAAUAAUGUAACGAACAAUAACCUAAGAGCAAGUAUGAGCAAUGUUAUCAGCACUGUAGUUAAUACAUCUAGUAUCAUAUGCAAAAAUCCAACAAACAACACUUCAAUGAAUUCUUCUACCAACAUAGAUGAUGAUUUCAUAAAUGAUAUAUUAACUAUCAUUCUUAUACUAAUGAAUAAUAAUAAAAAUAAAUUUGUAGCGGAUUUAUUAAAAACGAAGGAGUGCAUCGGCUUAUACAAUGACUUAUUUGAAAAUGAAAUUUCUAAUGAUAAUUUAGAAUGCAUUAAUAUAUUAUCCUUCAGAUUAUUAAACAUUUUAUUGGAAACCUGUGGAUAUACGUUAAUAAAUAAAAAUUUUGAUUCAUUAUCUAACAUUAUAAGAUGCUUAUUUUUACACAUUACUUCUUCAUCGUAUAUACUAAUGUGCAGAUCAAUGAGAAUGUACAUUAAUAUUUUUAUUCUUUAUAAAAAGCAUUUUUGUAUUUAUAACGAAAUAUUUAUUAAUAUAUUAUUAAGCAUACUGAAAAAAAGUCCUUCCAAAAAUGUUACAGAAACGGCUUUGCUAACGUUGUCAUAUUUUUGUCUAGAAAAUGUUUUAUUUGAAAUUUAUUACAAUCAUGAUGUUAAUUUAUAUGCAUCUGAUUUGUUGGAAAAUUUUUUGAGAGCCGUAUUAGAAUUAUGUGUUAAUUUUAUUCACAAUACAACCAUUAUGAAUGAAGUUAUUUUUAAAAUGAUAAAGAACAUUUUGCAUAUAUUAAUUCCAUAUGUCGGUCCUAGUACUACACUCAGUGUUGGUAACAACAAUAAAAGUAGUAGUAGUACCUUCUUAAGUGAUGCUAAUAACCGAAUGAAUGAAAUAAGUGGAUAUACAAAUCAGCUAAUAAGUGAAUUUAGAAAUGAUUUAUAUUUAGAUAUUUUCGGCUAUGUAACAAAUUGCGGAAAAAUUGAACUCAAGAAAAGCACAUAUGGAAGUAGAAUCACCAAUGAGAAAAUGGAUGAAAAAAAAAAAAUACAAAAAAAAAAAUGUACAGACAAGGAAGAAAAUGUGGAAAUAAUAAAUACACGCACGGUAGGUUCCUUCAGUGCAUCAUCUAAAGGGAAACAAAAAGAAAGAGAAACAAUUCAAGAGAAGGAUAAUAAUGAAAAAAAUAUUAGUAAAAAUGAAAAAGACAUGGAAAAUGCAUUAGAAAGAUGCGAAUCCAAAAAAAGUAACAUGAACGAACUAUAUUCCCUCAAUUUUUUGACAUCAAGUAAGGAUAGAAACUAUAUACUCCUUUGUUCCAUACUACUGUUUGAACAUGUGAAAGAGUUCAUAAAAGUAGACUAUAUUAAGAAUAAAGAACAUUUAAUGAGAAAAAAAAAAAUAAGGAAAGAAAUAUUAAAAAAAUCAGCAACAAUUUUUAAUACACUAAAAAAUAAAUCAAUUGAGGAAUUAAUCAAAAUGAAAAUGAUAGAAACCACUGAUACCUUUAAUCAGAUCGAUAGAAAUGAUUCUAUACUCUCUUCAGCAAUGAUACAUAAACAUGAAAAUUUUAUUGUUAACUCUAAUCCGUCAUAUGAUGAAAAAUCAUGCGUUUCCAAAGAGAUGGAAAUCGAAAAAAUGAAUUAUGAUAAUAAAUUUAAUAAUAAAUGUAAUUUGGACGACUCUAAAAAUAAUGACGAUAUUGCAGUCGUAGCUGUAAACAGCAGAGAUACCAUUAAUUGCAAUGUGAAUAUCACGAAUGAAAAUAAAUGUGAAGAUAAGGAACCUAAUUCAGGUACGAAGAAUUCCUAUUAUUUAAUCGGAGAAAACAAUGACACUAUAAAAGGUACAGAAAAUGAAACAUUCAAUGAUCAUAACGAUAAAGAACAAUUACAUAAUCAAAAUACCAAUGGAGUAAGCGAUAAUAAUAACAAAAAGGAUGAAAAGAGAGAAUCUUGCUCAAAUGUGGAAUCGUUAGAAAGUGCUAAUCCAAAUGGAAAUCUCAAUACAAUCAUAUAUGAUAACAUGUAUGUAUGUAAAACCAAAACAUCAGAGGAAAUUUCUAACGAUAUGCAUGUGAAAAAUGAAGAAAAAGAUUUAGAUAUAGAAGAAAAGAAAAAAGAAAAACAUAAUGAGACGAACAAGUCAAAUGUUGCAUACUCAGAAAAUAAUGAUUCACAAAAUAAUUUAGAAAAAAAGAGCAUUUGUAAUGGCCAAAAAAAUUUAAUGGAAGAUGAACAUUUUUUAAAAUCCAUAGCAAAAUUUUUGAGGUACAAUCCAUUUUUAGAUAAAGAAUUUGUAGGAGAAUAUAUUUCACACAGAAAAAAUAUAAACAUUUUAAAAAAAUAUGUACGACUUUUUGACUUCUGUAACUUGUCGUUACUUUCAUCGUUAAGAUUAUUUCUACAUUGUUUUAAAUUACCUGGUGAAGCACAAUUAAUCGAAAGGAUAUUAGAACAUUUCAGCUUGUGUUUUUUUUAUGCAAAUCCGAUAUGUGAAGAUUUAGAUAAGGUAUACAAAAUGGAGGAUGAUAAAGUUGUUUGCAUGUUGAAAGAGGAAGAAUUGGCUAAUACAAAGAGAUACCUAUUGAUAGAUUUCCUGAACGAUAACUCCACUGAAUUUGGUAGUAAUGGAAAUAAUAACAAACCGAAUGAAGAAAGUGAAAAGGUUGCAAACAAUGAUAACAAUAGCGCGAAAGGAGAUAAUAUGAUUCAGCUGAAUGGAGAUAUAUCAGACACACAGAAAAAAAUUGAACAUGAAAAGAAGAGAAGGAAAAAAAGAAAUUUAGAAUAUAAGAGUGCUUAUGAAAAGAUAAAUUUUAAAAAAGAUGUUGACAUAGAAAAUUAUAUACAUAGAAAUGUGUAUUUUAUUUCGAAAAAGAUACAACUAAUGAGUGAAGAGGAAAUCCAAAAAAAGUAUGUGAUUGUUGAAAAUAGUGAUGUAAUAUUCAUUUUAACUUAUUCUAUCAUUAUGUUGAACACAGAUUUGCAUAAUAAUCAGGUGAAAAAUAAAAUGAAAUUGGAAGAAUUUAUUAAAAAUAAUAGGGGAAUAAAUAACGGGAAGAAUAUAGAUAGAAUAUAUUUAGAAAAUUUAUACACUUGUAUAUUACAUGAAGAAAUUAAAUUAUUCACAAAUACGCAAAAUUCGUACACUAAUGAUAAUCAAUAUUGGAAACUGCUAGAAAAAAGAAAAGAACAAUAUAAGAAUUAUCAUUCAUUUAAAGCUAAGGAAGUAUAUUUUUACAAAUUUGAUAUAAACAAAUUACUAAUUAUGAAUAAUUUCAUUCCAAUUUUUUUUGAAAUUUUUAAACGUACUAAUGAUUACAGCCUGACAGAAAAUUGUCUGUGUAUAUUUAAAAUGGCAAUAAAUAAUUUAGCAUAUUAUAACGAUAUAGAAAAUAUUAACAAAUUAUGUUACAUAUUUAAAUACAUAAAUUUCUAUUUAACACAAAAAUCACAGUCAUUAAUAUAUCUUUUAUUUCAUCUUAUUAAAAGAUGUCAUAAUUUAUUUCGAGACGGAUGGGUAGUAUAUGUAAACACAUUAUGCAAAUUAAUUACUCUAGAUCUGGCUCCAAUAUUUUUUUAUCCUCAUAUAUAUGUAAACAAUACCCAAUUUAACAAUGAUAAGAAUAUUCUAAAUAGGAAAUAUAAGAAGGGAAAUUGUGUUGAAACCUAUAAUACAAAUAAAAGUAUAACAGAAAUAUAUCAACACCCAUUUUUGAUAUUCAAAAAGAAUAUUAAGAAAAUGAAUAAGUCCAAAUGGAUAGAUGAAUUUAGUAGCAUGUUUUUUUCACGACAUAAUAAUAAUGAAAAUACGAAUUUAUCUAUUAUAUUCAAAGAAAAUUACUCUGAGAAGAUUGAUGAAGAAAAAAAGAAAAGAAAAAAAAUAUAUAAAACACAUGAACAGUUAAAUAGAGAAAAAAUGAAAUCAUCAUCACCGAACACAGAAAUAAAAAAAACAGAUGAUGAAAACGAUGAAGAUUAUGAUGAACAUAAUGAUGGUGAGGAAGAAGAUGAUGUAGACAAUUUAAAUCAUGUGUAUGUUCAUAUUAAAAUAGAUUCGAAAAAUAUGGAUAUGAGCUCUAUUAUUGACAAUGUUACCAUUUAUAAAAGAUUAAAAUUAGAUAUAUAUAAUUUUUUUACUAUAAACGAUUUUUACAAUAAUAUGAUUACCAAUUUAAAUAUUAACAGUUUUAUGUACUUAAUAAAAAUUUUAAUGAUUAAAUGUUCAGUUACUAAACUAAAAGAUUCGCAUAACACAGUUCAAAACACUAGAUCUGAUUUUCAUAAUUCAAGUAUGAAAAUGCAAAUUAUGACAAAUCACAAUUAUUCAACAAAUGAUAAAUACACAAGUACGCAUAAUACACAUGAAAGUAUAAAUGAUUCAAAUCCAGUUUUAAUAAAUGCAGACAACUGCUUUGAUUUAUUUUAUACGAGUAAAGAAAAAUUACUAACUUCGCAAAUGCUUUUUCACGUUAUGUAUAUUAAGAUAAACUACACCUAUGUGUUGUAUAAUAUGAUAUGCAAUAUGAACAGGAAGCGCAGUACAAAGAUAAAUAAAGAAAGACCUCUUCAAAAACAGCAUGAUAAAAGCGAGGAUAAAAAAAUAGCCGUUGAAAACAAUUUAUAUACGGAUGAAGCGCUGAGUGCAUAUAUGGGCCAAAGUGCUAAAGUGGACAAUGAUGAGGAAAAAAAAAAAAAAAAAAAAAAAAAUAGAUAUGACCUUACUUUGAAUAACAUUUAUGAUACAGAUAAUUCUACAAAUAUCUCUUCUAGUGACUCAGAAUACAGUGAUAUAUCUAGUGACUCUUUUUUUAUUAGAAAACAUGAUUUAUAUGUUAGUGAAAAGGAUAUGUACUGGAAUAAGGUUGAACAUGAAAAAGAAAAUACCUCAAAAAAUGAUGAGCUUUCCAAAUAUCAAGAUGAAUUUUAUAAAAUUUAUUCAUACACAAAUGAUGAGGACGAUGUUGGGAAUGAUGAUUCAUGCAGUGAAACGGAAAUGGAUGAUAGUAGUGAUGAAAUAAGAGUUCAUGCGAAUGAUUGGUACAAUGAUAACCACACGGUUGGCCAUAUUUAUGAUGAACAGAAAAGCGAACUACAGAAUGAAGAAGAAAAUAAAACUUUUAGUGAUGCUGAAAUGAAUCGUAAAUGUAUCCCCUUGAAUGGUACGAGUAAUGGGAAAAAAGUACAUAAUACAAAAGAAAUUAUAAAGGUGAAAACAAAUUCAAGGAAGAAUGUGAAUAAAUGCAACUUUACAGACAAAACGAAUGAAUUUUUAAUUGAAAAAAUUAAAAUUGAUCUAUACAUAAAAACAUACAUUAUGCAUUUAAAAAUUACAGUAAUUACAUUUGAGCAUUUUUUUAAUUUGUUAAAUAAAUUCCUAUUAGUUAAUUAUGAUAGCAGCAUUUUUGUUAAUAUUUAUAAUAGUAUUUUUAAAUACGAUCAAAUGGAAGAUUUAAAAUAUGUAACAGAAGAAGAAAUAUUAAACGACAAUAAAUCGUUCUAUCACAUUUAUGAGGAAAACUUUGAAAAUAUCGAUAAAAAUCUAAAUUAUAAGGGAGAAAAAAUAACUAUGAAUGAUAUUGAAAAGAAUAUGUUUCUAAUAAAAAUUCCAAAAACAGAAUCAGAAGAAGAAGAUUGGUUGUUCAUUGAACAGCUUAUUAUGAGUAUUAUCAAUUUCUCUUAUAUUUGCUUUAAUAUAUAUAAAGAUGGUAAGAAUAAAAUGAGCAAAAACAGAUUAAAGAAAACGAAAGUAAACAUAUCUUUUGAGAAUAGGUACACAAAACUUAAAGAACAAAAUAGCAAAUUUUUUUUUCUAUGUGGAAUAUAUCUUAUGUACAUUUUACAGUUUCUAAAGAAGAAUAUUUUAUAUUGUUUUAUCGAUAAAAUAAUAUAUGUAUUAGAGAAAAUAUCAAAGAAUGUGUAUGUUAAUAGCUGUAUCAUUAACAUAUAUCUACACAUGUUACAGUUGAUUACACCGAAUAAUAUAUUAUACAAAAAUACAAAUAAUACAAAUAUAUCUUUAAACGAUAAAGAUAUAUAUAUUUACCUAGAGAAGGCAACAAUAUACACAGAAAGCAUUAACAAUAUUAUAAACAAUAAUAAUGUAUUGUUAAAAUUGAACAAUUUCAAUAUUGAAAAUAUUAUACUCUCCUUACUUCCGUAUCUACUAUACUUUAAUAAUAAAAAAGAAGAAAUUAAUGCACAUAUAGCUUCCAUUAAUUCGGAAUGUUUACAUAUUAUAUCGAAUAUAUAUUACAAAAGUAUUUACAUGUAUAUGAAUAAUUCGAUGAAGACAAACAAUAUAGAUAACUUGAAAGAAAAAUGCCAAGAUGAUAACUAUAAUUCCAGUUUGUGUAAAAAGUAUAAUGACAAAAUUUCAUUUGAAAAAAUUAUUGAAUUAAAAAAAAUGUAUAUAUUUCUUUUGAUGUGUUUUAUUUUAUCAUUGGCAUGCUCAUUUAGCUCAAAGAGAACAAGAAGUGAAGCCUACAUAAAAUUGCAACAGUUCCUAUUUAAUGAAAAUUACAUUUUCAAAAAGGUGAAAAAAUCAAAGGGGAAAAACACUACCAAUAACGGCACAAGCAGUAACACCACUAGCAGUAACACCACUAGCAGUAACACCACUACCAAUAACGCCACUACCAAUAACAUCACUACGAACAAUACAAAUAAUAAUAAUAAAAAUGAAAAAAACAAUAAACAUGAAAAAUACGUAUAUAGGGACGAAAAAUUAAUAGACUUAAUUAGCAACUUUAUUAUUUUACCGUUAAUUACAUACAAUUAUUAUUUCCCCUUUAUAUGCAAAAAUAUAUAUGUAGACAAAUCGACAGAAAGAGAGGAAGAAAAUGAUGAGAAAAAUUGCGAAAAUAAUAAUAGAAAUAUGACCUUAAAUUCAAAGAAUAAUUAUUGCAAGGAAGCCUUGCUCAACUUCAAUUUGUACAAUAAAAAGAAUAACGAUAUAUCCGACAAAAUGUGGAAACCAAAUCAAUACGAAAAUUGUGGUUGUAUUAUUAAUUACAAAAACAUAGAAACUGUGGAUCAAAAUUUACAUGUGUUAAACAAUUUAUUCAAUUAUGCAAAUGAUUAUUAUAUCCACACAAUGUUGCACAAGCAAUACAAUUACUACUUCAGCUACUUGUACGCCAAAAAAAUGUUAACGUAUGAUAACGUUUGUUACAGGAAAAGUAUGAGUAUUAGCUUUGUAAGUCAUAUCAUUUUGUCCUUCUUAUAUUCGUUACUAAAUUAUUUAGGGGAUUCUUAUGAUUAUAACGAUUAUAACGAUUAUAAUGACUAUAAUGAUAAUAAUGAUAAUAAUGAUAAGCGUACAAAGAAAAACGAGGAAAAGGAAAAAAAUUCAACUUUCGGAAACGAUGAAAUGAAAAGUUCACAUCAAAACGAUUGUAUGGAAGAAAAUAAUAUCAAUUUGUAUGAACUACUCUGCUUAAAUAAUGAAACGACGUGUAAUAAAAUUGUAACAAAAACCAAAUGUGAAAGUAAUUGCAUUUACUACUUUUUGAAGCAUUUUUACCAUGCUUUGCUAACCAUUAAAGAAGAAGCCAAGAAAAUUUUAAAUAUUUAUAAAGAGACCUUUAUUGAAAACAUCAAAAAUAUUAUAUACGUUUCAUCGUCUUAUGCAUAUUGUCUAAAGGAUCAUCAUGUUAACUGCUUUUCACAUAUCAAAAAUGGCUAUUUUUUUCUAAAUAAAGAAGAAAAGAGUCUCUUGAAAUCAUACAAUAUAAAAGAUGUAGAAAAGGCAGAAAAAGAAAAAAAGGAACAAGUGUGUGACAACGAGGUUUUUAAGAACAUAUCCAAAUUACAAAUCAAUGUCAGAAUUAGUAUAGUUAUCGUAUAUUACAUUUUAUACACAGAUAACAAUCAAAAUGAUCAAUUUAAAAAUAUCUUCGAGGAAUUAUUAAAUAUUUUGUUGACCAAAUAUAGCAUUGAGUCAGAUAACAAAGAGGAUAAUGCAGAUUCUAACCUUAAGGAUAAAGCGGUGGUUGACCAGGAAAAACAACCAGGAAUUAUACCGAAUGACUCUGAGAAAAAUAAAGAAAAUAUGAACACAGCAGAGCAAAAUAAAAAAGAAGAUCAUAAUAAAAUAAAUAAGGGAGAACAAACGGAAGAAACAAAAAACACUGUAGGUGGCGAAAACAGCGAGGAAAUUAAAAAGUGA
Messenger RNA from Plasmodium gonderi, 9147 nucleotides. RefSeq names its product protein transport protein SEC7. The record is from RefSeq and is a predicted model, not a curated record. Gene Ontology annotation, molecular function: guanyl-nucleotide exchange factor activity. Gene Ontology annotation, biological process: regulation of ARF protein signal transduction. The transcript has a single exon. The coding region runs from base 1 to 9147 and encodes 3048 amino acids. NCBI's taxonomy places the organism in Eukaryota, Apicomplexa, Aconoidasida, Haemosporida, Plasmodiidae.